Messenger RNA from Aureococcus anophagefferens, 3630 nucleotides. RefSeq lists its product as hypothetical. Gene Ontology annotation, molecular function: translation elongation factor activity; GTP binding; GTPase activity. Bases 1 to 3630 code for a protein of 1209 amino acids. The transcript is spliced from 7 exons. The record is from RefSeq and is a predicted model, not a curated record. Gene Ontology annotation, biological process: translational elongation. Lineage: Eukaryota; Pelagophyceae; Pelagomonadales; Pelagomonadaceae.
AUGGCGGCGGCGGUGUCGUUCUCCGCCGUCGCAUUGACGGGCGCCGUGAACCGCACCCUCCUCCUCUUGAGGCCGACGAGCGCCGACGCCUGGUGCGCGCUCAAGAUCAAGAGCGCGUGGAUCGACGCCGUCUGGGUGCUCGUCGCCUCGGCGACGGCGGUCUUCGCCGUGUUCCUCGGCCUCGCGGCGCGGCGCGUCCGCCUCCUGCGCGCCGCGGGGCGCGUCGACGAAGACGGCGACGGCGCGGCGGCGAGCGACGACGCGGCGGCGUGCGUUGGCGACGGCGCGGCGGCGAGCGACGACGCGGCGGCGUGUGACGGCGACGGCGCGGCGGCGAGCGACGCGGGGAGCGACGACGGCGCGGCGGCGAGCGACGACGGCGGCGCCGCGACGACGCGCGCGCGCUGCUCCGAGCUCCCCGCUUGGAUCGCGGCGCACGCGGCGUCGCCGCGCGCCCGGGAGACCGUCGUCGAGCUCGAGCGGGAAUGCGCGGCGUGGGCCGGCGCGGACGCGGUCCAGGCCGCGCUGAGCGCGCUCGACCUCGACUCGUCGCCCGCCGCCCAGGUGGCGACCAUGGCCGUCGUCGCGGCGCCCGGCGCGCUGGCCAUCGCGGGCCUCGCGGGCCGGCCGGCCGUGGACCCGGCCGUCGUCGACGUCGUCACCAAGCUCAGCGCCGUCGCCGCGGGCCUGUGCCUCAAGGAGGCCCUCUGGUGGUGGGUCGGCAGCGUCGACAACGUCCUCGACUCCUUCGUCGUUUCCGCGGUCCUGCUCUUCGUCGCGACGCGCGCGACGGACGUCGUCGAGUGCUUCGUGCGGCGGUGCGACUGCGACGGCGGCGGCGCGUCGCGCGGCAGCAUGCUCCUCGCCUUCCACGAGUCCAUCUGGUCCCAGGCCAUCGGCUGGAGCAUCGCCGGCGGCGUCGCGUCCAUGGCGUCGCUCGCGCUGCCCGGCGAGGACAACGUCGGCGGCUUCGACUUCGCGCUCGUCAACGCGCCGGCCGUGACGUUCGUGGCGGGCAUCGUGCUCAGGUGGCUCCUCUACCGCGUCGACGCCGCGCGCGAGAAGCAGGCGCGCAAGGCCGCGGAGGCCGACGAGGCGGGCGCGCCGCCGCGGGCCGCGGCCAAGCUCGAGCGGCGCUGCCGCCGCGCGGCGCAGCACCUGCACCUCACGACGCUCGCGCUGGGCCUCGUCGUCGGCUGGUCCUACGAGGAGGUCGCGACGCGGGCCAUCUGCCUGCCGGUCAUCGAGGACGCGGCGCCGGUCGCGCGGGUGCUGCUGACCUGGCUCAAGGCGGCCGUCGCGGCGAGCCUCGCGCCCGCGGCCCGCUCCGGCGCCUGCUCGAUGCUCGCGGCGUACCGCGACGGCCUCGCGCCGAGUCCCGCGCCGGCGGAGGGCGACGUCGAGGACGCCGCGGCGCCGGCGGAGAACCCGCUCCAGGACGACGACGCGCGCCGCGACACGGAGCUCGUGCCGCGGUCCUACGGCCGCGAGGAGGAGGAGGGCGCCACGGAGUACAAGCUGUCGCUCUGCUCCGCCGGCAGCAACAGAGUCAAGAAGCUCGUCACGCAGUGCCUCUACCGGCUCACGGAGGGCCACGGCCGCGCCGUGUACCGCGUCGGCGUCGAGGACGACGGCACGCCCAAGGGCCUGGACCGGGCGGAGCUCGGCGCGAGCUUGCGGACGCUCCGGUGCAUCGCGCGGCAGAACGGCGCCGCGCUGAACCCCUGCGCGGUCUUCGAGGUGUCGCCGGGCCACUUCGUCGCCGAGGUCGUCGUGGACGUGGGCUGCGACGCCGACGACGCGUCCCUCGACGCCUGGGUCGGCGACGGCGAAUUCGCGCCGGAGCUCGCGGCGCGGCCCGAGCGGUCGACGAAGUCCGCGCGGCGCGCGUCCAAGUUCGCCGCGAAACGAGAGAAGUGGCGGACCGCGGCGACGGCCGAGGCCGAGGACGACGAGACGGAGGAGGACGACGACGACGACGGGUCCGCGCGGCGCGUCGCGGUCAUCGGGAGCCAGGGCAGCGGCAAAUCGACGCUCGUGGGCGUGCUGAAAUCGGGCAUGCUCGACGACGGCCGCGGCCUCGCGCGCCAGCUCGUGCUCCGCCACGGCCACGAGGUGCGCGACGGCGGCCGCACGUCGGCGCUCAACGAGGUCCGCUGCGGCGGGCUGCGAUUGGUGGACGGCCCCGGCUCGGAGAAGUACCUCAAGACGACGAUCUUCGGGUUGACGGCGUUGCGGCCGCGCGCGGCGCUCCUCGCCGUCGACGCGCGGCGCGCGGCGAAGCUCGGGCGCAUGACCCUCGAGCACCUCGGCGUCGCCAUCGCGCUGCGGAUCCCCGUCGUCGUCGCCCUCACUCACGCGGACCUCGCGGCCGACGUCGAGGCCGCGACGGCGGGCGUGCGCGCGGUGCUCGCGCGCGCGGGCGUGCCCGACGCGCGCGUCGUCGUCGUGUCGUCCGUGACGGGCGCGGGCUACGACGCGCUCGAGGCCGCGGUGGACGCCGCGUGCGGCGACGGCUCGGAGACGGAGGCGUCGAGCGACGGCGAGGAGGCCGACGCGCGCGCGCCGGCCGUCGUCGUCGACGCGGCCUUCCGCGACGUGCCCGGCGCGGGCACCGUGCUCGGCGGCACGGUCGUCGGCGGCGACGUCAGGGUCGGCGCGCGGCUCGCGCUCGGGCCCGUGGAUUUGAGCGGCGCCUUCGUCGACGUCGAGGUCACGUCGAUCCGCGUCGAGGGCCACCGCCGCGACGUCGCGCGCGCCGGGUCGUCGGCGACCUUCGCCAUCGGCCACGGCGCCGAAUUUCGGGUCGCGUCGCUCCAGGGCAAGGCCGUCGUGGAAUUCACGGCGCCCGACGCGUCCUCCGCGGCGGGCGUCGCCACGCCCAAGCCGCGGACGAAGCGCGCGCGGUGCCGCCACCGGCGGCGCGCCGCGGGGCUCGUGCUGCUGCCGCGGCCGCCGCCGGGCGCGCCGCGGCCCAAGGGCGCGACGGUCUUCGCGGCGGACGUGCUCGUGCUCGCGGCGCCGGACGGCGGCCUCGCCGCGGGCUUCGAGGCCGUCGUCCACGCGGACGCCGUGCGCCAGGCCGCGCGCCUCCUGUUCGCGGACGGCGCGGGCGGCGUCGCCGCGGGCUCCACGCGCAAGUGCACCUUCGAGUUCCUCUACCACCCGGAGUACCUCGUCCCGGGCACGCGGCUCAUCCUCCGCGACGGCAGGACCCGCGCCGUCGGCACGGUCGCAUCUCAGAACAACAACUUCUGCAGCCGCUCGCAAUCAACAUGGCACGCGCGCCUCCUCCUCGCGCUCCUCGCCACCGCCACGGCCUUCGCGCCCAAGUCCACGAGUCGCUCCAGCGCCCUCGACCACCACGGCCCGCAGCACCACGACCUCCUGUCGCGAAUGCACUCGGCGCGGCAGGACUGCACCGUCGUCUUCGACGCCGAGGGCUCCUACUGCCUGGAGGAUUCGCUGUCCCGCCCCGCGGCGCCCAUGACGCGCGCGGACGCGCUGACGUGCCUCGCCACGGACGAGUGCGAGGUCCCGGAGCGCUACGCGAGCCUCCUCGAGGUCAAGCGGACCGGCGCGAAGCCGUCGCUCCAGGUCUUCGACUCCGAGGGCAGCCACAUGCGCUAG